Cuscuta campestris is the source of this 4691-nucleotide messenger RNA. Lineage: Eukaryota; Viridiplantae; Streptophyta; Magnoliopsida; Solanales; Convolvulaceae. The record is from the annotation of a GenBank genome assembly.
CAUUCUUCGCAUCAAAAUCUCCUCUUUUACACAAUUCUUUAUCUUUUUGCUUCAUUCAUGGCCGGAGGAAAGAAGACAAAGGUUUCCAAGAAGAAGGGCAACACCGAAGCUACGACCUCAGCGCCACCGCCGUUCCCCUACCUGGACGGCUCGUUUCUUGAGUUCGGGUCGGAGGAGGAACUCAACCGGUUCCUCACGCACUUUGCCAAGCGUCCCAUUUCUCCGCCUAGGGUGCUGCCCGAGUUGUACCCUCAGCAAAAGGGGUACCACGACCUCGACAACCAGCUUCAAGCAUCGGGUCUGUGGUCGUUCGUCUCCAGGAGCCGCUCGAGCUUCAAUCCCGCCUUUGUCCAGGCUUUCUAUUCCAAUCUCCGCCGUGACGGGGACACCAUUCGCAGCAGCAUCAAUCUCUACGACAUAGAGAUUGAUUUGCCUACCUUCGCUCGGGUCGCAGGGCUGCCCAUCCGCGGUGACGACAUCGCAACCUAUGGUGGCGACGAUUGGAUCCUCAACAACGAGGCGGUCAUCAUUCGUGAGCUUGGGAUCACCAACUUGAUCCGCCACAGCGGCGCACCGACGAUUCACUCGGCCUCACCAGACAAGCGCCUCCUCCGCCCGGAUUCUCCGCCCCCGAGACAGCAGCCAUACCUCGCUCUUCAACGAGGACUUGAAGGCGAUUCAUGCCAUCAUCCACGCUUGCCAUACGCCUUCCUCAUCAUGGACCUCAUCAUCUCCGCCGACAUCUCCAUCGCCGGCCCGGAUACGAAGAUGACAAAGAUUUGGAUAAUUCAUGACAGCACCUUCCGGAAAAAGUCCAGAGACCGGGACGGCGCAGGCCCAAGUCGUGCACCAGCCCCCGCUCCCGCCAAGGCCUCUCUGCAAUCCAUAGCCGAUACUCUGAAUCGGCUAACCCUCACAGUAGACGGCAUGGGGCAGUCAAUCGAGCGGAUGGACUGGACGCUGCAACGCCAACACCACGACAUGACGGCGUUCUUCCGCGGCGUCAACUACGUCCCGCCGCCCUUUGACAGCACCUUCCUCGGCCAAAACUAUGAAGGCGAGGACGAGGAGGAUAACUCCUAUGCACCAUCCUCCUCCCCCGACGAGGCCGACUUUGAAGAUGCGGUCGACGGCGAUCCCAUGGACUUGUAUGAAGGAAAGGUAUUUUCCUUCGGGUUGAAGUCUUGGAGUGCGGUAUCUCCGAGCAAGGUUGUUGAGGCUCGUGGGACUCGAGUUCUCAGAGGAUUCGACUCCAGAUCUGUUCUGUUCCGCUUGUACGAAAGCUCGUUGAAUAAUGUGGCUAACAUGAUGGCCAACAUUAUGGAACGGUUGGAUAAGGCUCUCCCUGGUCCAUCCGGUACCUGGGACAUCCCUGCCGGGCAACCCCGCCAGGUCCUGCGUACUGCGAGUUCUCCCAUCCUCCAGGAACUUCAUGAUCUAGAGGAGGUCGAAAGGGAGAGACAGGCCGUUGCUGGACGCCGGGCGGAGGAAUUGACCCGGAAUAGUAAGGUGAAUGGAUAUUGGGCCAAGGCUGCAAGCCAGGUCGUCGGCAAUGGAAACGAAAACCCGCGGGGAACUGUCUUUGAAAGGAUAUCUCGCCAGAAAGCUCACGUUAGUGAGAGGCUGGGGAAGAAUCCGGACAAAGCACCCCAGGAGUCCAGGGAGGUUGAAGGAACCGACGACAAAUCCAGGUUAGCCAUGUUCACGGCGGCAUUGCAGGACGGUCUCCUUCAUAGUGAUCUCACGACUCAUCCCCCGGAUACCUUUGAAGAAGCAAUGGUCUGGGCCAGAAGGUAUGUGACCCUGGAGGAGAGAAAGGAGGAGAAGAAAGAGAAGACUAUUAAAGAAGAAGAGAAGGCGGGGAAUAAGAAGCCGUUCAAGAACAAGAAGCAGGGUUUCCCGGAGGGCCUAAAGGGUACAAACCCUGGGACCCCGGAGAAGCACAAAUAUGCUAAUCCAGUCUUCACGUUGCCGGUGGCUGAGGUCAUGGCCCACGCCACACAGCAGGGACUCAUGACAUAUCCGAACUAUUCUCAGGAGGUUUGCAAUGUGGAGGACACUGGAAAAUGGUGUGCUUACCAUCGCAAGAACGAUCACAAUACAGAGGAUUGCUAUACCUUGAAGAAUGAGAUGGCGAGGCUAAUCUUCCGGGGCCAUCUGAAGAAGUUUGUACAGGAUGGUGAGGCGGGAAAUCCCGGGAACGCUCAGAAUGGGAAGCGUCGAGAUAAGGAGGUAGCCCAGGCUGAGGCACGGGAAAAACGCCACAUCGGGCUAGAAGAUGAAGAGGAGGAUUCAGAACCCACACCGCACCGCCAGAAGAGACACCACGGGUGUAACUUCAUCAUCGGAGGGAAUACUGGCGGAGAUUCAGCCACGAGCCAGAAGAAGUGGGCCAAUGCGGCGAUGGUCAACAAGGUGCUGGUCCCAGAAGGUAAGAAGCUGAAAACUGAGCCAAUUGUAUUUUCUAAUGCUGAUCUGCCAGAAACAGGAGUCCCCCAUAGGGACGCCCUAUUGAUUACUAUUGAUAUAAUGGACUUACAAAUCCAUAAAACCCUUGUGGAUACGGGAAGCUCCGUUAAUAUCAUACCCGAAUUGGAAGAUUUAGAGUGUGUCAUUUCACCUCGUCACCUGUGCAUAAAGUUCCCAACCCCCCACGGAGUUGGAAUCGCCAGAGGAUCUCAGAGAGUGUCCCGGGCGUGGUAUUUGAAGGCAACCAAACACCCUGUCAAGUAUGAUACCCAAGUGGGAGAGGUGACUGCACAGCUCUUGAGGGCUGAGGAAAGACGUCCUAUAGUAAAAGUUGCCGGUGACAUUGAAGAAGUGGAACUGGAUCCUGGCACACCAGGAAAGUUAGUCAGAAUUGGCAAGGGCCUGGGGGUUGAGCUUAGAUCACGAGUAGUCUCAGUCCUUAGGAGCUUCAGGAAGGUCUUUGCAUGGAGUCCAGCUGAUAUGCCAGGGCUGGAUCAUAGGAUUGCAAUUCAUCGCCUUAACGUCCUGCGAGAUGCUAAACCGGUGAAGCAGAAACGGAGGCAUUUGUCGCAGGAAAGGAGAGAUUUCGUGAAGAAGGAGAAGAGGGCGACCUUCGAAUGGACGAAGGAAUGUCACGAAGCAUUUGAAGAACUGAAAAGAUAUCUGGCAAGUCUACUGGUUUUAUCUAAGCCGGAACCUGGGGAUAUCCUGACUCUAUACUGGGCAAUUGCAGAUUUUGCCAUCAGUACUGUGAUUGUAAUGGAAGAAAAUGGAGCCCAACAUUCGGUCUACUACGUCAGUAAGACCUUGAGAGAUGCGGAGUUAAGGUAUUCCCGUCCGGAGAAGGCCAUGUUAGAAGUCUUCUGGACGGCGAAGAGAUUAACUCCGUACUUUCAGGCUCACCGGAUUGUUCUGCUCACUAAUGAGCCUUUGGCGUCACUUACCCAAAGCUCGGCGGCAUCGGCCCAGAUGACCAAGUGGGCAGUCUUCAUCAGUCAGUAUAAUGUGGAGUUCAGGCCGCGUCCAUCAAUCAAGGGGCAGGCACUCGCCGACUUUCAGGUUGAGUGCACCGCCAGAGAAAUGACAAGAGCCCAGGUUGGAGUCCGAGUGGAAGGUGACUGGUGGGUAAUGAGCAUCGAUGGAUCUUCUGGGUCUCGAUCUUGCGGAGCAGGUAUCGUCUUGAUCACUCCAGAAAAUUUCCGGAUUUAUUACGCUAUCAGAUUUCCGUUCCGCGUAUCCAACAAUGAAGCGGAAUACGAGGCCCUGAUCAAUGGGCUGAAGAUUCUGGGCAAGUUGGGAGUGUCUAUGGUUCAAAACGCGGAGGCUGAUGUUCUAUCCAAGCUUAGCGCGGAAUCACCAGAGUACAUAAGUAAACUAGCAACUGUUGAGGAGCUGGCAACUCCGAGUCUUAACAGAGAUGAAGUGUUCUGGGUAUCAGCUGAUCCCCCGGAAUGGUUGGACAGGUUGGCAAAAUACAUUGAAGACGGUGUAGCCCCGGAGGAUUCCCGAGAAGCCCGUUUGCUGCGGAUGCGGGCACCCACCUACAAGGUGCACGAUGGAGUCCUCUAUAAGCGAUCUUAUAACGUUGUUUUACUCCGUUUCCUCAGGGCGGCGGAAGCAAAGGCACUAAUGCAGGAAAUACACGAGGGAGUAUGUGCUGCACAUCAGGGUCCAUACUCUAUCUCUAGAAGGGCGAUUAUCCAGGGAUAUUUCUGGCCAACGAUGAGGAAGGAUUGCGAAGAGUAUGUGCGCAAGUGCCCAACCUGUCAACAAUUCCAGAAUAUGCCCGGGAGGCCAGCCACGAAUUACACGCCCAUCAGCUCUGUGAUUCCCUUCUCAAGAUGGGGAAUUGAUAUUGUGGGAGCCCUGCGAAAGGGAGUUGGACAGGCAAGGUGGAUAGUGGUGGCCAUUGAUUACUUUAGCAAGUGGGUGGAAGCUGAACCACUUGCCGGGAUAACAGGAAGGCAGAUGAUCGACUUCGUUGGAACCAAUAUACUUUGUAGGCUUGGGGUCCCGAAGCAGAUCAUAUCUGACAAUGGAACCCAAUUUGAGGAAGCAGAGUUUUGAGACUUCCUCAAAACUUGGGGAAUUCAGCAUACAAAAGUGUCUUCGACGAGGGGCACACAGCGGAAGGAGGGCCUAUUGCAUCCAUGCACUCAACAAAAAGGAGGCGGGGGCCCUUCCCAUGGGUUCCUUCUCUUCGACGAGGGGCACACAACUGG